Messenger RNA from Pogona vitticeps (central bearded dragon), 3454 nucleotides. RefSeq names its product trans-golgi network protein 2 (gene TGOLN2). The record is from RefSeq and is a predicted model, not a curated record. NCBI's taxonomy places the organism in Eukaryota, Metazoa, Chordata, Lepidosauria, Squamata, Agamidae.
CUGCGACGUCACAACGUACGUCCGGGUUCUUGUCGUCAAGCUUUCAGGAAGCGGAAGGGCUUCUCGAGCCGGUAUGGCGGCGGCGGCGGCGGCUGCAUUCUGUUUCCUUUUCUUCUUCGAGCUGGCCUCGUUCGGGGUUUCGGCCACAAACAAAACCGAUGUAUCUCCUCUUUCAUCUCAGAUCGCAUCUGCUCAUGAACCUGUUCAAACUGCCAAAGUGAAGCCCCACACCAAGUCUGGGGAACUUCCAUCUUCAGAAACUUCAGACAUGACAACCAAGUCCUCAACCAUUCAGUCUGCUCAAAAUUUUUCUGAACCACACCUGAAAACUAUUCCUCUGAACUCUCACAAUAAUUCACAAAAUAGCUCAAAUCCUUCUGUUCUAAAAUCACACUCACCAAGGCCAUCUCAGAGCACCUCAACUAAGCCCCCAAGCCACCAGUUAGUUGCAUCUGUUCCAAAGUCUUCUUCCCAUGAUUCAGAACCUGAUGUGUCUGAGAAUUCUGAGGUCUCAACAAGUGUUCCUGAAACCUUUCCAGUGCAUGCCUCUGUUCUAAAACCAACCUCUCAGCCUCUGGUUCCUGAGGCUACCGAGGAAACUGACAAAAGUGACCUGCAUCAUGAUUCCUUUCCAAAAGGCGAUAACCUCGAUGAGGAUGAGGAUGAGGAUGGGGAUGGGAAAAUGGAGGAUGAGGCAGGAAAAGGGGCUGCUGAUGUUUCUCAGGCUGAGAAUGACAAUGUGAAGAACUUGCCUCCUGGUCCAGCCCCCAAGAACGAAUCUGAAAAUAGCCACUUCUUUGCUUACUUGGUGACUACAGCUAUUGUUGUUGCUGCAUUAUACAUUGCCUACCACAACAAACGAAAGAUUAUUGCCUUUGCCCUGGAAGGGAAAAAAUCCAAGGUAACACGAAGGCCCAAAUCCAGUGACUAUCAGCGACUUGACCAAAAGAUCUGAGGUGGACCCAGAAAUUCCACACCAAGCUGGGUUGAAUAGGGAGUUGUCCUGAAAAUACAUCAGAAGAAACACAAGGACCCUGCCUUUCAUCAGUACAGCCCUGAAGCCUGUCUGUUGUGCUGCAGUGGGCACAUGGAGGGAGGGACAGAAGUGCUUUUAAUUGUGCACAUGCACUUUGGUCACAACUAACGUCUUUGUUUUGAAGUCUUCAGCUGUUUGUACCCCUUUCAACUACUUGAAGUUGGACUGUUUUUCUCCCAUGCUGUGAUAUAAGAACAAGUAAGGAAUAAUACUUCGGAUCAGUCCAUCUGAAUUAUGUGAUACUUAACUUACUGUAUUGUCUUGUUGGGUGGUACUUAGCUUGUUGAACAAAGAGAUUUGACUCGAUGUCCUGGCGUCCAGUUUGUAGCGAGUAGAAGUUGACAUAAUGAAGGCUGGUGAGUGCUGUCCAUGGUGUUGAAACCAGAAGCCCCCUUUGUGAUCAACUGUCUUAGCAGAGGCACAGCUUUGCCAGACAUAUGUGUUGAAUAUCUUGUGUCCGUAGAGGACAGUAUUGACAAGUGAAUUCUUAAUGUUUCAAGCUUGUCAACAGAGCCAUGUGGAAAAUGUCAUCAUUGUGUUGGCUUGGGGUUUCCUAACUGUGAUCAGGCUAGGACCUCUUUGUAACUGGACUGAAAGUUAAUGAUUUGAAGUCAAUUGGUGUGAAGGAAUUUGGGUUGCGGUGUUUUAAUCCUCUCCUUCCUGCCCCACUCUGUGCCAAGCUUUUUUUUAGAAAAGGUCUUAACAGAUUUAUCAAUUAGUGUUGUCAUAACCCUUUAAAAAUGUUGCAAGGAUGUGGCUAUAGUUUCAUGAUUAGUGUCUUCUAAUCCACUUAAGAGUACAAAUAAUAUGGUAGUAUGUCCUUUCAGAUAAUUUUCAAAGAAAAGACUGUUUGUAAAUCCUUGCCUUUUUGUACUGUAUAUUCACAAUUUUACCACUAAAUAGAUGUUCUCUUUUGAAUCUAAGAAUCUAAUUGCUUUUGCUUCAAUCUAAACUUGGUUGUUCACUUCUGAGUCCUGAGUUUGGAGUAUCACUUUUUAGGUAUGAAAAGCACUUGAAUAGAAAAUAAUAGUACUGAUCACAAAUGCACUUCAGAAAAUACAGUUCAGGUUGUGUGUGAGUGUGCUCCUACAUGUGCAUGUGCUGCAUUGUGACACGAUCUGUGUAUUCCUAACAGUUUCUGUACUUCUACAAAGCAAGCUGUAAGGCAAAACUGCAUGUUCUUCUAGCUAUUGACUUGAGUUUGUUCAAUCCCUUGCAGACAGCAAAUGUUCUUAGUCUUACUUUGUUUCUAGUUGGGAUUAGGGAGUGGAAAAAUUGUGGAUGACAAAUUGGCUCUGGGGGCAGUUUGAGACCUUUGGUUCCAUAGCUAUUUCAAUCAAACAUUCUUAAUAGAGGAGACACCAUCACUAAAACAUUUUUGGCAUGCAUUUAGAAGCUGUGUUACCUUGAAGCCCUGCCCCCUUGCUUCAGGCCAGCAUAGAGCCUUCUACAGCUCCUUCCUUCGUCAUGCAUUUGAGACCCAGUCGUACACAUAGCACAGUGGCCUAGCAGAGUAGGACUGUGCCACGUCAGGUGAGCCCAUUUUUCUUUGCUUCCUUUUCUGUAUUAAAAUAUUGCUUCAAAAUAGAAGGUAAUAUAUUUGGGGGUCUGGGUUUAGAAUCUAGUCCAGUCCAUUGCCUGCUGUUUUUAUUUGAAUAUCUAAAUGUUUUAGUUUGCAGAUAAUUUUUUGAACCUGAGGGAGCAUCAAAAUAGAUUAUGUCCUAUCGGUUUGCCCUGUCAGUCUGGAGAAAUCCCAUUCUACCACAUGUGCAAGAGGUUAUCUUUGGCUGACUGAUGGUUCUUAGUCUUGCACAUAAAUGGGAUAGUGAACUAAUUCAUUAUCUGUGGAAACCCACAUACCAUUUGGCUUACAGCUUAACAAAUUACAGAGGAUCAAUAUUAUGCAACAUUCCCAGCCCAUUAAAUGACCAAAUAGCAAAGGACUAUUCCUUCAAUUACAAAGUUCUGAUUUUUUGAGUGUAGUAGAAUCUCUGGCUGAAAGUGAGAAGAUUGGUAGUUGAAUUUUGUCAUGGCUUAACUUAAAAUCAUGUGUAUUUUUUGUUUCCUUAAUUCAAUAUGGAAAAAUAUUUUCCAAUGCUUUUAAUAACGUAUGUUGUUUUCACUUCAGGCACGGGGCUUAAUGUAACUGUUUUGUAUUUUCUACAUCCACAUUGUUGUUUUUACCUCAACUUCAAUUAAGUCAUGUUCCAUUGCUGGAUAGCUUUCUUACCAAACAUUUCUUGUUUUCCCUUUAGGUUAGCUACCUCUCCUGCUUUUGAAUCCACAUGUAUGUUUUCCUUUGUGCCAGCUUUAAAAAAGAGACACUUUAACAAUUCAGACUUGUUUUUAAUCUAUUUGCAAUUUUUUUGGUGAAGUGAAUUUGAAUAAAGGAUAAUGCCAGUCUUUUGUUUCUUGAAA